Molecule: messenger RNA, 1005 nt
Organism: Trichoderma virens Gv29-8
Lineage: Eukaryota; Fungi; Ascomycota; Sordariomycetes; Hypocreales; Hypocreaceae
Exons: 1
Coding region: 74-904 (276 amino acids)
Molecular function (GO): oxidoreductase activity
Source: RefSeq, a predicted model, not a curated record
UCAAUUUCUUGAAUACAUACACUACUCUUACAGAAAAACUCCACAUCAAUUCACUAUCGCCAUUAAUACCACCAUGUCUGCCCUCAAAUACGUCAACAAGCUCCAAGGCAAGCGUGUCCUUGUCAUUGGAGGCUCUUCCGGUGUAGGCUUUUGCGUUGCAGAAGCAGCUCUCGAGCACGGAGCCCAGGUCAUCAUCAGCAGCUCCAACCAAGCCAAGUUGGACAAGGCCGUCUCCCGGCUCAGCGAGCACAUCAAGGCAGCCAACCUCGGAGAUGCGGACAAGCUGCUCUCCUCCAAGACGUGCGAUCUUGGAAACCCCGAUACGAUUGAUGAAAGUGUUGUUCAACUCUUGGAAUUUGCUACCAAAGAUGGGAAGCUGGACCAUGUAGUCCACACUGCUGGAGAUGCCCUCAACACCACAAGUCUUAAGGAGAUCACCGUCAAGGAUAUCAACGCCCUCUCUCAAGUUCGCAACAAUGGUGCCAUUAUCAUUGCAAAGCACUUGGAAAAGUACAUUAACCAGAGCGUGCAAAGCUCAUUUACCUUAACUGGCGGAACAAACACCUGGCGCCCGCUGCCCAAUUGGUCCAUCAUCGCUGCAAGCGGAGGCGCCACCGAAGCUCUUGCCCGUGGACUUGCCGUCGAUAUUCGUCCCGUGAGAUGCAACUGUGUGCAGCUCGGUGCUGUUGAAACGGAGCUGUUUGACAUGAUUCCGAAGGAACACAGGGAGGCAGUGCUAGAUAGCUUCAGGAAGGAAGCCAUUACGGGCACGAUUGCUUCGCCUCAAGAAGUUGCAGAGGCUUAUGUUUAUUCGAUGAAGGAUACUUUUGCCACUGCAGCAAUUAUUGGAACUCAUGGAGGUCGCCUUGUUGGUGACAGCAAGAGCCCGGUCGGGUUUGCCUAAGGGAAUCGGGAAGCGAGAGUGGUGGUGUGUGAAAGGGUAUUGUAUACUACAGAAUCUCAUUAAGCCAUAGAUACGCGAUAGCUUUCCCAAAUAUUUGUUAU